AUGGACGUGAUCUACGAGUACUACCUGGUCGACCAGACCAACCGGGUGGAGUACCGUCUCGCGCCUGGCGAAGGCGGCGAAGAGAUGUACGCGCGCCAGGAGGAGUUGGCGCGAGUUUACGGGGAUCUGCGCGUCGCUCCUGAGGCGUUUCGUCACCUCCUCGUGCGCCAAGCUCUCCCGGCCUACGUGAGCCUGCCGGACCUUUUGCUUGGUCCUCACUCUGCGCCGUUGCCAGCGCCUAUGGGCAAUGUGGGAAAUGCCAUCGCAGCCCCCAUCGUCCCCGUCGCCCCAGUGGCCCCAGUGGCCCCAAUGGCCGUUGCUCAUGGCCCAGUAGCCGCCCAUCCCGCCCCGGUGGUCGCCCCUCGCGCCGUCGCAGCGCAGGAGAACCCCACUCCUGCAGCUAACGCAGAGCCACGAGAGAGCCCCUGCGGAGAUGGCGCACUGGGCAAGACCGACGGUGAGAGGAACGACCACAGGGUCCAGGAGGGCAGGGCGCGCCGUGGCCGCCCACGGGGCAGCAAGACGAAGCGCACAGAGCCUUACCCAACCAAUGGGGGCUCUGGUACCCAGAACUCACCUGUCCACGUUUGA
Messenger RNA from Zasmidium cellare ATCC 36951, 591 nucleotides. RefSeq lists its product as uncharacterized. Lineage: Eukaryota; Fungi; Ascomycota; Dothideomycetes; Mycosphaerellales; Mycosphaerellaceae. The record is from RefSeq and is a predicted model, not a curated record. The coding region runs from base 1 to 591 and encodes 196 amino acids. The transcript has a single exon.